This is a messenger RNA of Ochlerotatus camptorhynchus, 1042 nucleotides long. Its product is annotated as phospholipase A1-like. Bases 50 to 1042 code for a protein of 330 amino acids. Gene Ontology annotation, molecular function: lipase activity. Gene Ontology annotation, biological process: lipid catabolic process. NCBI's taxonomy places the organism in Eukaryota, Metazoa, Arthropoda, Insecta, Diptera, Culicidae. The transcript is spliced from 8 exons. The record is from RefSeq and is a predicted model, not a curated record.
UUCGAUUCGCUGUAGUGAUUAGAAAACGCUUCAAUUAUCAUAAAACGAAAUGAGUUCGUUGGUACGACUUUUGCUAAUUCUAUCACUGCUGGCAGAGACGAGGUGCUUGUUUUCCGGCGGUGUUUUCGACCUGAACUUCUUCAAAUGCAUGUGGAAGAAAGAUUAUGACUGUCCACACGAGGAUAUUCGAUUUUUCCUCUACACACCCACCGUGAAGCGAGGCCGGGUUGUGGACAUGAACCGACCAAAGACGUUUUUCAAAGCCGGAUUCAGACCACACCGAGAGACGGUCAUAAUCAUUCACGGUUUCAACGGAACGCAAACCAGCCGGCAUAUCAUGUUUCUGAAGGACGCUUACCUCUCUCGCAAGUACAACGUGUUCGCCGUGGAUUGGGAGCGGAUCUCGCAGUACCCGUGCUACCUGUCGUCACUCUCCAACACGAAGCUAGUCUCGCAAUGUACGGCCCAGCUGUAUUCUUUUAUUACCUUCACUGGGAGCCUCAGCAAGCAGAUCACGUGCGUGGGUCAUUCACUCGGUGCCCACAUCUGCGGCAUGAUGUCCCAUCAUUUAACCAAACGCCAGUACAAAAUAAUAGGUUUAGAUCCAGCACGGCCGCUGAUAGAGAAGCACGCAUCGAAUCGGUUCCGCCUGACCAAAGACGAUGCCAAGGUGGUGCAGAUUAUUCACACCAAUGCGGGCUUCCUCGGGCAGAGCUCGUUUACCGGAACGAUAGAUUUUUGCAUCAACGGUGGCCAGACCCAGCCGUACUGUACGGGCAAUUCCAUUAAGCGUGCCCGAUGCAGCCACUUCCUAAGUGUAUGCUACCUAGCCAAUGCAGUAUUUUCCGGUUCACGAACGAUGGCUUUCGAUUGCCCGACGGCUUGUGUGCGCAACAAUCGGAUACCGUUUGCACCUUUACGAUACUCCAGUCGAAUACGGGGUAGGAUGAAAUAUUACCACAUAGGACAGGACACGCCAGACGAGGCCACUGGAGGAUUCUGUGUUCACAUGGAGCAAGCGAUGAAUUGUCCUUUCAACUGA